Messenger RNA from Mesocricetus auratus (golden hamster), 4073 nucleotides. RefSeq names its product DExH-box helicase 34 (gene Dhx34). Gene Ontology annotation, biological process: nuclear-transcribed mRNA catabolic process, nonsense-mediated decay. The coding region runs from base 525 to 3959 and encodes 1144 amino acids. Gene Ontology annotation, cellular component: intracellular anatomical structure. The transcript has 17 exons. Gene Ontology annotation, molecular function: RNA binding; ATP binding. The record is from RefSeq and is a predicted model, not a curated record. NCBI's taxonomy places the organism in Eukaryota, Metazoa, Chordata, Mammalia, Rodentia, Cricetidae.
AUAAAGCAAACCCCUAGCCUCUGAGACUGAAGGCUGAGUUGUGGAAAUUGCUAAUGUCAUCAGGGGAUGAUUUGUGGCCUUGUGUAAUCCCCCCAGAUUGGAUGCCACUCUGUCUUUGAUGUUUUCCAAGUGUUGGAAUCUCUUAUUGUGGGGAGAAAACACUGAAUUUGAGUAAUAGUUUCUCUUUUGCUUCUUUGCCAGUGUUUUGGUAUUUGAUGACUAUUGCCUCCGUUUUAUACAUGAAGAAAACCACUUUAAAUAAAUUUAUUUGCUCAUGCAUCCAGGACCUGGCAGUCCAGGAUGAACCUACGUCCUCCUCAGAGGUCCCUGCAGAAGUCAUGAGGUACCUUGUACAUCCCCAGCUCCCCCAGGCCCCUGGGUACCCAGCCUGCCAUCCACCACAGUGCUCCCGUACAAGGAAAGGGGAGUUUGCUUUUCUAGGAGAUGGAGCAUGGGGUGUAGGUGAGGACACUCGGUCGAAGUGAGCAGAAGGGAGACUGCUUCUGACAGCACUGUGAGAGGCCAUGCCUCCUCCCAGGACAAGGGAGGAGAGGGACCACCGAGACCGACACCACCAUCGAGCUCCCAGGGAAGAAGAGGCCGCCGAGAAAUGGGACUGGAAUUGCCCUGAGACUCGUCGCCUCUUGGAAGACGUAUUCUUCCGUGAUGAGGAUUACAUUCGCCGUGGUUCUGAGGAAUGCCAGAAGUUCUGGGCCUUCUUUGAACGCCUGCAGAGAUUUCAGCACCUCAAGGCCCCUAGGAAGGAGGAGAAGGACCCUGGCCAUCCCAAACGCGGCAUCCCUGCUCUGGCUGAUCUACCUCGCGCAUAUGACGCACGCUACCGCAUCAAUCUCUCCAUCCUCGGCCCGGACCCUCGGAGUUGUCAGGGGCCGGGCAGACGCUUGCCCCCUGAGAGAGUGUCCGAGUUCCGUCGGGCACUGCUCCACUACCUGGACUUCGCGCAGAAGCAGGCUUUUGGGCGGCUGGCCAAACUGCAGCGCGAGCGGGCCGCGCUUCCCAUCGCCCAGUACGGGAACCGCAUCCUGCAGACUCUCAAGGAGCACCAGGUGGUGGUGGUGGCUGGUGACACAGGCUGCGGCAAAUCUACUCAGGUCCCCCAGUACUUACUGGCUGCAGGCUUCAGUCAUGUGGCAUGCACUCAGCCGCGGAGAAUCGCCUGCAUCUCACUGGCCAAGCGGGUCGGCUUCGAGAGCCUCAGCCAGUAUGGCUCCCAGGUUGGCUACCAGAUCCGCUUUGAAAGCACACGCUCGGCGGCCACCAAGAUCGUGUUUCUGACGGUCGGGCUGCUCCUACGCCAGAUCCAGCGCGAGCCCACCCUGCCCCAGUACCAGGUCCUGAUCGUGGACGAGGUCCACGAGCGGCACCUGCACAAUGACUUCCUGCUGGGCAUCCUGCGCCGCCUGCUGCCCGGGCGGCCUGACCUCAAGGUCAUCCUCAUGUCGGCCACCAUCAACAUCUCUCUCUUCUCCAGCUACUUCAGCCAUGCCCCUGUGGUGCAGGUUCCUGGGAGGCUCUUCCCCAUCACGGUAGUGUACCAGCCGCAGGAGGCAGAGCAGACCACGUCCAAGUCCGAGAAGCUGGACCCACGUCCCUUCCUGCGAGUGCUGGAGGCCAUCGACAAUAAGUAUCCCCCCGAGGAGCGGGGGGACCUCCUUGUGUUCCUCAGUGGCAUGGCAGAGAUCAGUACGGUGCUGGACGCUGCCCAGGCCUACGCCAGCCUCACCCAGCGCUGGGUGGUGCUGCCACUGCACAGCGCUCUCUCUGUGGCCGACCAAGACAAGGUGUUCGAUGUGGCUCCAGCUGGAGUCCGGAAGUGCAUCCUGUCCACCAACAUUGCUGAGACCUCUGUCACCAUCGACGGGAUCCGCUUCGUGGUGGAUUCUGGGAAGGUGAAGGAGAUGAGCUACGACCCCCAGGCCAAGCUGCAGCGGCUGCAGGAAUUCUGGAUCAGCCAGGCCAGCGCGGAGCAGCGCAAGGGCCGAGCGGGCCGCACGGGCCCUGGUGUCUGCUACCGCCUCUAUGCUGAGUCUGACUACGAUGCCUUCGCUCCAUACCCAGUCCCAGAAAUUCGCAGGGUGGCCCUGGACGCACUGGUACUUCAGAUGAAGAGUAUGAGUGUGGGAGACCCCCGGACCUUCCCCUUCAUCGAGCCCCCUCCACCUGCCAGCCUGGAAACUGCUAUCCUGUAUCUCCGAGACCAGGGGGCCCUGGACAGCUCCGAGGCCCUCACCCCCAUCGGGUCUCUGCUGGCCCAGCUGCCUGUAGACGUUGUCAUUGGGAAGAUGCUGAUCCUGGGCUCCAUGUUCAGCCUGGCAGAGCCUGUGCUGACAAUCGCUGCUGCCCUCAGCGUCCAGUCACCAUUCACCCGCAGCGCCCAGAGCAACCUGGACUGUGCCACAGCCCGGCGGCCCCUGGAAAGUGACCAGGGGGACCCCUUCACACUCUUCAAUGUCUUCAACGCCUGGGUGCAGGUGAAGUCUGAGCGGAACAAGAACUCUCGCAAGUGGUGCCGCCGCCGGGGUGUGGAGGAGCACCGGCUGUACGAGAUGGCCAACCUCCGGCGCCAGUUCAAGGAGCUGCUGGAGGAUCACGGGUUGCUGAGUGGAGCCCAGGCAGAGGCCCCGAGGGACAGCUACAGUCGGCUGCAGCAGCGCCGAGAGCGCCGGGCCCUGCACCAGCUGAAGCGGCAGCACGAGGAGGGUGCGGGCCGAAGGCGCAAGGUGCUGAGGCUGCAGGAGGAUGUCGGCUCCAGUGAUGAAGACCACGAAGGCCCCGCCUCCCAGCGGGCUGACAGCGUCGACAUCCAGGAUGUGAAGUUCAAGCUUCGGCACAACCUGGAGCAGCUGCAGGCAGCAGCCAGCUCAGCCCAGGACCUGACCCGAGACCAGCUGACCCUCCUCAAGCUGGUGCUGGGCCGGGGCCUCUACCCACAACUGGCUGUGCCCGAUGCAUUCAACAGCGGCCGCAAAGACACGGACCAGAUUUUCCACACCCAGGCCAAGCAGGGCACCGUGCUGCACCCCACCUGUGUCUUCGCCAACAGCCCUGAAGUAUUGCACACACAGGGGCAGGAGGCCUCGGGCCGUGAAGGGAGCCAAGAUGCCAAGGACCAAAUGAGCUGCAGGCACCAGCUGCUGGCCUUCGUCUCCCUGCUGGAGACCAACAAGCCAUACCUGGUGAACUGCGUCUGCAUCCCGGCCCUCCAGUCCCUCCUGCUGUUCAGCCGGUCCAUCGACACCAAUGGUGACUGCUCCCGCCUGGUGGCUGACGGUUGGCUGGAGCUGCAGCUGGUAGACAGUGAGAGUGCCGUCCGGCUCCUGGCCACGGCCCUGCAGCUCCGUGCCCGCUGGGAGAGCGCCCUGGACCGGCAGCUGGCCCAGCAGGCCCAGCGACAGCGGCUAGGGCAGGAGGAAGAGGCGGAGUCUCCAGCAGUCAGCCCCCGGGAGAUGGCUACCCUGAGCAGGGAGCUGCUGCAGUUCAUGGCGGCCAAGGUUCCCUACAGCCUCCGACGGCUCACUGGCCUAGAAGCCCAGAACCUCUAUGUGGGACCCCAGACCAUCACGACCGCCCCGAGUCUGCCCGGUCUCUUUGGAAACUCUACCCUGUCCCCCCACCCCACCAAGGGGGGCUACGCUGUCUCUGAUUUUCUUACCUACAACUGCCUCACGAGUGACACCGACCUGUACAGUGAGUGUCUCCGCUCCUUCUGGACCUGCCCACACUGUGGCCUGCAUAUGCCCUUCACACCCCUGGAGCGCAUCGCUCACGAGAACACCUGCCCCGAGGCGCCCAGGGAGGAUCCAGGGUCUGAGGAGGCUGCUUCUGCAGCACCGCAGAAAGCCUCGGCGCUGCAGAGACCCUACCACUGCCAGCUGUGUGGGGAGGAUUUCCUCUUCACUCCCACCGAGGUGCUGAGACAUCGCAGGCAGCACGUGUGAUCCAGGAGCUCCAGGGAGCACCCCAGGUGCUCCAGGCCAGAACUCCAGGGAACACUCCAGAUGGGGGGCAGUGGGGUGGGUGUCCGUGUAAAUAAAGCAGACUUUGCAUCUGAA